This is a messenger RNA of Alternaria atra, 3630 nucleotides long. RefSeq lists its product as uncharacterized. Bases 1 to 3630 code for a protein of 1209 amino acids. The record is from RefSeq and is a predicted model, not a curated record. The transcript is spliced from 3 exons. Gene Ontology annotation, biological process: carbohydrate metabolic process. NCBI's taxonomy places the organism in Eukaryota, Fungi, Ascomycota, Dothideomycetes, Pleosporales, Pleosporaceae.
AUGCUCGCUUUCGCUGUCUUCGAUCAGGAGACCUUUGCCGUUCGUAUGGAGAAUCCUGACGACGGCGAAGUCUAUCGACAGUUUUUUCAGUUGCCAGACAAGGUGCAUAAAGGAAUUGCAAUCAGUGGUCCAACUCCCUACGCAUGGUCGAUCAUGUCGAGCACCAAGACCAACAGGGCGGCCUUCAUCGAAUCGUUGAAGGAAUUUCUCGCCACGUGGAAGUUCACCGGAAUCGAGAUUAACUGGGGGUGGCUGGAUGCUUCAGAUCGCAGAAGCAAUGUCGCUGGUACCCAGAACGAGGUCGACCUCAUGCACGAGUUGCGCGAAGCCUUAGGCAAGGACUUCAGCAUCUCGGUCGUCACCCUAGCGCAGUCCGAGUAUCUCAACACUACACACUUGAAGGAUAUGCAAGACGCGGUGGAUUGGUUGACCGUUCUUGCCUACACCCUUGACGACCAGCCACACGCGGACCCCACAAAUGUCGAUACCUCGUUGAACCUCCUCUGGUCUGCCAACCUUGAGCCAGCUAAAAUCAAUGUGGCUAUCGUUAAUCGCGACGUGGAUACACGGGCCCUGGAACUGGACCUUGCUAACAAGCACUGCCUCGGAGGUACUUCGCUCUGGGUCACCAAUUGUGAUGAAAACAACGCCCCUCCGCAACAGCCUGAUGGCCUGGAUAGUUUAGGCCCUUCACUUGUUGUGCAUCCCAGAUCCCCCCAAGGUAUACCGACAGAUCCGAUUGUGGUCACGACAUCUGCACGCGGUACUGGCAUCCGGCCUUCCAUCACCUACAGCAAUCCGCCAGUUAUCUCGAGCGUCGUUGUUCCAUCUCACCACAUCAUAACAUCUGUACAAGGUUCUGCGAAGCCAUCUUCUGUGGUCUGGAGCAGCCAGCCAACGUCUCAGGCUGCGUCGUCCCUGUGGGUAUCUUCGGUGCAAGCGCCUGCUCCGCCAUCUUCAGCUGCCUCGUCUCAUUGGGCAUCCUCGGUACAAGCAUCUGCUCUACCGUCCUCCGCAGCUUGGAGCAGCCAAUCAAAUUCGCACGCUGCAUCAUCCCAGUGGGUAUCCUUAGUGCCAGCCCCUGCUCCGCCACCUUCUGCGGCCUGGAGCAGUCGAUCCACUUCCCAAGCUGCCUCGUCCCCGUGGUCGCCUGCUCCGUCGUCUUCCACAGCCUGGAGCAAUCAACCGUCUUCUCUAGCCGGCUCAAGUGGUGUCGUCCCAUCCCACACUGCAUCUUCGGUCCCAGAAAGUUCAGCUGUACCAUCUUCUGGAGCCUCUUCUGUUGCUGCUUCCUCUGGAGCUGCAACCUCUUCAAACGCGUGGUCAUCGGCGCGGUCUAGUACUGCGAGUGGCUCUGUGUCAUCUUCUGGCGUUACAGCAAGCUCAGUCGGUGGGUCAUCUGUUGCCGCGUCCUCUGGAGUGUGGAGCUCUCCUGGUGGCUCUGCCUCGCCUUCGAGUGUCUGGAGUAACCCUGCCGGUAGCACUACAACUGCUUGGUUUUCUGGGCCACCUGCUAGCUCUGUGCUAGUACCUGGAUCAUCCGUCCGGCCUUCUGGUUCCAUUUCCACGGCCCAAUCUAGUGCUCAAGGCAGUUCCGUUGCACAGACCUCGGGAGUCGCAGUCCCAAGCAAUAGUCUGACUUCGGUCCACGGUAGCAGCACUCCAGGAGGUACCAUCGUCUUCCCUCCCGGUAGCUUGACCAGCAGCAACCCAUCAGUUACCCCCAUCAUCCCUCCUGGUAUUUCUGGUAGCAGCACCCAUGGAAGCAUCAACUCCCCGAUUCCAAUUGGAACUUUGAGCAGUAACACUCCAAGCGGCGUUGUUCCCGUUCCGAUUAGAACGCCGACUAGCAGUACUCCGGGUGGUUUUGGCCCGUUCCCUAUCGGUACACCGACUAGCAGCACUCCGAGAGGAGUUGUUCCUAAACCUACUGGGACUUCGAGCAGCCUCCGUCCUGUGCCCACCACGACAGGUUGUCCCAAGGAGUGCGGGAGCCUCGACUGGUGCAAGAUCUACUGUGAAAACUGGCCGUUUCCCCGGCCGAUCGAUGAACAGCCGCCACACGAAUGUCUACUUCCCGAGAAUAUCCCCUGGUGUCACCCAUGGUGGUUUAGUCCGAUCGAUGUCGACGGUAGUGAUGGCGAUCCAGACUCUCACACGGAUACCGACCCGGAUUGCAAAGAGAACAAUUGUGUUGCUGAAUGUUCCACGUGGAGGAUCGCGACUUUCCUGUUCUUCAAGCGACCUGUAUGCCCAUGUAUCCCAAAGAAGUGCGACAAGGAUGGUGAUAGCGACAGUCCAAGCGACAGCGACAAGGACGAUCCGAAGGGAGUUAAACCAAAACCAACGUCAUACCCCAAACCCGACAACAAAAAGUGCAAACUUCUCGGUUGCGGAUGCGGGUGGAUGGGUUUGGGCUAUGGACCUGGCUGCCCUGGAAAUGACUCCGAGCUGAACAUCCCGUGUGGUAUCUUCGGAUGUAACCCCUGCACCUUCUUCGGUAGUUGUCCAGGUGCCAAGCAACCCGACGACUCCAUCUUAGGCUACGGCGGAUACUGUCGAGGGGCAGGAUGCGAUCCUUGCCCACCGGAGCUCUGCAACCGUCCAGGAUGUACGAUUCCAGGAGGUUGUGGACCGAAGCCUGGUCCUGCGCCAACUAGGCCCUCGAACGAACCGGAUCCAGACAACUGCGAGGAUAGCCAGCGUACUGUCAUUACUGAUCGUUUCAUCAUGUGCACAAAAGGAUUUGAUGUUUCGGCCAUACCUUCGACCAUGUGGGGUACUGGUAGCACAUCAUCCACGAUGGUUACAUCAGUAUGUUUACCAAUAAUCGAUGCCACUCAGACCAUCUGCGGGCCGGCUCAGGGCUUCGAUACCACAACAACAAAGACAGGCACCAACACGCUCACCUCCGAUGCCCCAGCAUGCACUCGAGCGCCACUCUCUCUGGAUGAUGAUGAGGGAAACAACAAUCCCGAUGAUUCGUUGUUCGAUACGUCGAGCAUAUUUGCUAGCAACACCACAAUGUUUGCAAGUUCGACUUCCAAGGUCAUCUCCAGUAUGACUUCUAGACGCUCUGCAUCAUCGACCUCUUCAGCAGGGCCUGCUCCUAGCCAUAAACCUAUGAAUAGGAAUGGUCACUGGAAGGUGGAGAUUUCUCAAUGGAUGUGGGACGACUAUUCGGAAGUUUCUUGGAAGCUGUACGAUCCCAACGGCUUCCACGCUGGCCAGCACAAUACGCGUGGGAACAAGCUUGAGAAAAUGACGGACUACAUCCAGUCGGUCAAUCGUCCCUUUGGUGACUCCAUGCCUUUUGGAGUCGACAUGACCGUCUCAAAACCGCACGACCACGAUCGUUCCAGAAUUAACCUUGAGAUUAAAAAGAAGGUCUCAGGCUGUGAUUACAUGAAGGGCGUGGAGUGUAGGCCCUACAUGACGACAGAGGACUACAUCGAGAGUCAGCCGUUUGCGUUCCAGACUUGCGGGAAGUCUUGUUCAGGUAACGGUAAAACUAGUCCUUUGGGAGGUCUAGAGGACUUGUGGUGCGAUAAUCUCAACACGGCUGAUUGGGAGGCGUUGGCGAACGGAUGGAAACGCAGCUUCAGCUGUGGAUGGAAGGGUUAUGACUGA